Molecule: messenger RNA, 2337 nt
Organism: Chlamydomonas reinhardtii
Lineage: Eukaryota; Viridiplantae; Chlorophyta; Chlorophyceae; Chlamydomonadales; Chlamydomonadaceae
Exons: 5
Coding region: 601-1536 (311 amino acids)
Source: RefSeq, a predicted model, not a curated record
UUUAAAACGGCAGCGGAACUGUUAAUGGAGACAAAGCUGGUAAUGCCGGACGUGCCGAGCCCCGGCAGCGAACCAGCAUUUAAUCGAGACACGGAGUCGUUGCUUCCACCUACUGUUGCUGCGCCCCAGCAGCCCAGCCGUGGUUGGAGCUGGCGUUGCAUCUACGAUGAAGUGAUGUGAUACAGCCAGUACAUCGUGCCCGUCGUUGUCGUCAACGCCGUGCUCGUGCUGGUCCUCGUGUACAUCUUCAUGUGGCGCUAGGGCCUUACCUAAGGCCAAAGUGUGUGGUGUCAACCAGGGGCCGCGUGAACCGCCAGCUUCCAGCGAAUCCGCGGCAACGCCAGUUUCUGACGCCCCUGGGGUCAAGCCGCCGCCUGCUCGGGGCGCGGAUCUUCGGGGGCUGAGCACAACUGGGUGUUGUGGCGUGAGGUCGCAGCUGUUGCUGCCGCGAGUCUGCGCACACGCAGCGUGUAGUUUGUGGACUCCACCUUGCCUAACCGGCUACGACAACGGUCACGUGUGUGUGCUCUCCAUCAGCCGCCUCUGAAACAGUAGCAGCAGCAGUAGUAGCAGUAGCAGCUGCUGCGCCACGCACCUACCAUGCGGACUGGACCCAACGACGCAGCAGGGCAGAAGCUGACCCAGCGCACCCGGCACGCCGCCGCCGCAGCAGCAGCGAGCCAGCAACACCCGUACGGGGCGCACCCCUACUACCAGCAGGGGCAGGCACCAGAGGUGGCGGCGCCGAUGACGCGGGCCGGUGGCGAGGGGGCGCCGCCGCCGCCGCACUGGCAGUUGCCGGUUGAGCUGCGCAACGCCGCCAGCGACAAGCUGGUCCUGCCCUCUCGCGCCGCGCUGACCGCGCUGCUGUCUCUGCCGCUGCUGCUGUGGGCGGGGGCAGUGGGCGCGGGCUGCCUGCACUGGGAGUCGGAGCUGCCAGACGGCGCCAGCAAGCGCGACUUCGAGCACCCGCUCAUCUGGUUUGACAGGCGUGUGUUUCGUGUGUGGGGCCCGCUGCUGCCGCUGCUGCCCUUCCUCAUCCGCGUCGCCGCGCUCAACCUGCGCCGCCGCCCGCAGCCCGGCGGCGGGGUGCUACUGCGGCCCGCCGCCUCACUGGCCGUGCAGGCGGGGCUGACGUACGGCAUCAUCAUUGUCGUACGGCUGCUGCUGUACGGCGGCCACGUGGCGCUGCAGCGGGGCGCGGGGGUGUACCUGGUGUCCGACCACCUGCUGCUGGCGGCGUCCGUGGUGGCGUGCUUCCAGUCGGAGCUGGUGCUGUGCUUCUCUGACGCACACAAGUCCGAGCUGCUGGCGCGGCACGACCCCGGGGCGGGCGCCGCGCAGGUGGCGGUGGUGUCGGGGCUGGUGAGCAGUGUGUUCGUGCUGGUGGCGUUGUACGGCGACAUGUACUGCACGGCACGCUGGUACCACCACCCCGGGGAGAACCUGGCCUCGCUGGGGCUGGGCGCGGUGGUGUUUCAGCUGCCGGUGCUGGUGUGGCUGAUGCGGCAGGCACGGUUCGUGCCAGCGGCGUAGAUAGGUGCGUAUGGUGGACAACGAAACGGAAACGAGACCCUCCCUAGGUGCGUGUGUGUGGCCGGUGGCGGGCGUGUGUGUUGGCAGGCGGAGGUGCGUGUGCUGGCUGGCGGCGGCGCAUGUACCGGCGGUGGAGGUGCAUGUGUGCAUGCGUUUGGCGGAACUUGUAUGGUCCUUUGGGGGAUAAGGACAUGGAGGAGGCGGGUUGCAGCAGGCUAUGUGUUGAUGGCGGCAUCAGCGCCGGGAGAGGGAAUGCCUGGGCAGUGAACGCAGUGCCUGUAUGUUGCCGAGUUGCGCAUACGGCGAGGAGGCUGUGCGAGAGGCGGUUGCUGACGCCUGUCGCACCUGGUCCAUACGGUAUCCUGUACUCAUCAGGCGCACAACAUGUAAUCAGUGCAUUUCGCAGGGUUACUCCUAGGGACGGACCCGCCCCCGUUCAUGCAGACCCCCAGCUGGCGGUGCGGCCAUGCCUGUUCCGUACAGGGGAGGUUCCGUACUAGCCCUGGUUCCGUACCUAGCCAUGAGCUGUAGCAUCGCUAGCUUGCAGUGUCAACGCAUCCAACGUCGCACACCAGGCUCGAUGUCGUAUAGUGGCAUGGCACAUACACGAUGCAUCUCUGACACCGCCACUGCACAGAGUCAAACAUUAUGCUGGAACUGUGCCAUGUGGCCCGUGCCAAGGAAUUUGCCCGCAGGCCCCUUUCGGCUCGGGGUUGGUGGAGUCAAGUUGGGCCCUGAUAGCAUGUAAUGGCUCGGCGUCUUCGGGUGCUGGGACUGUCCCCUCUGUAACAUCCGCAUUCU